AUGCGGCCAGUUAUUACAUUUCGAAGCAUUAUUGAGCAUGGUGCGCAUAAUCGUGAUAGUAUGUCGCGCAAAAUGUAUUACUUAUUGCAGACUUUCUCAUAAUCACUUUCUACCCAAACGUGAAUGCCAAAUACGCGAUGUACCUGAAAGUGUCGCCUCACUCUGUGCUUAGUAUUCCCACCGGGACUUUUGAAGACCAACGAAAGUCUUGGUCUCGUGAAUCUGGCCCACAGAGACUACAGGGAAGGACAAUAGCUAAAAGAAAUGUCUCUGUUCCUCAGAAACUUCGGAGCGUGAAAAAAGGUCAAUUGGCCUAGGACUGCUUAACUUUUCUUUAGAUGUAAACAGGGACAUGUCAACAGAAGUUAAAGUGACUAAAACACGUCCCGUGACAGAGAAAAAGUGAGAAGAAAUACGUUAUUUUAAUAUCGUUUCAUCAGUUGA
Molecule: messenger RNA, 444 nt
Organism: Spirometra erinaceieuropaei
Lineage: Eukaryota; Metazoa; Platyhelminthes; Cestoda; Diphyllobothriidea; Diphyllobothriidae
Source: the annotation of a GenBank genome assembly